This is a messenger RNA of Plasmodium cynomolgi strain B, 1302 nucleotides long. RefSeq names its product male fertility protein pf47. The transcript has a single exon. NCBI's taxonomy places the organism in Eukaryota, Apicomplexa, Aconoidasida, Haemosporida, Plasmodiidae. Bases 1 to 1302 code for a protein of 433 amino acids. The record is from RefSeq and is a predicted model, not a curated record.
AUGAAGACGCUACCCCUUGCCAUAGCGACCUAUGCAUUCCUACUGAAGGAAUGUCUAAACAAUCCAAUACUUCCAAUUGAGCAUUUAUGCGACUUCGCAUUAAAUCCGCAUAGUAGCAUCAAGCCAGUGUUGAAAGAAUCGAAUGGACAAGAUGAAGUAUGGUGCAGUGUGCAUAACCCACAUCUGACAGACUACGUAGCAAUGGUAUGUCCAAAAAAAACAGAAAAUGGAGACUACAAAGAGUUGGAAACAGUACCAGCUGAAUGUUUUGCUAAACACUUAUACUCCCCAUAUGAUACAGCAGAAAAUGAAAAAGAUAUAGAACUCCUAGAAUUAGAUAAAAAAUUAUCCUUCAACAAGACAUUUACCGAUUUUGUAUUAAAGGUAUUAGUCAUCCCAGGGUAUUAUAAACACAACAAAACCAUAUAUUGUAGAUGUGAUAACAGGAAAACGAAGAAAGGUGAGGAUGCUGGUAAAAUAGAAGAAGGAAAAGUAGGACUAGUAAAAAUUGUAUUAAAUAAAAAAGAUAAUAAACCUAGGGGAAUCGAUUUUACAGAAUCGAAUGAAUUGGAACAAACAGACAUAGAGCAAAAUGGAAAUGAUAAAAUAAUCAAAGUCAAGGAAAAUGAUAUUAUUCAUUUUAAGUUUAAUCCAAAUCAAAAUGUUGAAAUGAAGGAAUACGAAAAUAUUAUUAACAUGAAGUAUGGCUUUCUACAAGAAAACGUUUUAAAUAUCAGAUUUCCAACAGUGUUUUUAUCCACCAUAAAUUUUUCAAUGAAAAUUACAGAAAAUACAAAACCAGUUGUAAAUAUUUUUAUGAAGAUACAGAAAACGGAAAGCAUAGAUGGAUGUGAUUUUACGAAACCAGCGGGGGAGGGAGAUUAUCAAGAUGGAUUUUCCUUAGCAGAUAUUACAUCAAAUGAAAAAAUUUGUUCUGUACAUAUUGGAUCCAGCCAGAAGAAAAUUGCUGCAGGGAUUAAGUGUCCCUAUAAAUUAACACCUACUUACUGCUUUAGACACGUUUUAUAUGAAAAAAAUAUCAAGGGGGUAAUGUCUUAUCAGCCCUUCUUGUUAACCGAUAUUUUGGGAAUCCUCGAUGUAGAAUUCUACAGUAAUGCUAAAGAGGGAUCCUACAUAGUUGGACUACCAGUCAGUCCGCAAAAAUAUUCUGUUGUGAGAUGCGUUUGUGAGAAUAAUGGAAAGACUGGAAUUAUGGAACUCAGGAUUGAUUCUUCUUCUGGAUGGGCUUUCCUCAGCCUCACCUUGAUGCUUCUCCUCACUGCUCUCCUUUACGCGUGCUAG